AGCAAAUGACGCCUUUUUAUUUAGUUGCCUUUAACACUCGCAAGCAAGCGAAGCCUUUGCCUGGAUAAAGAAUACAUUUUAAUUGCUUUGCAAAACGACUUUCUUUGGCCGUAUCAGACUUCAACCAGUAAUUAUGAGUGCUGGCAAGCAUUUGACUAAAGGUUCUCCACGGCCGGCGUUGCCUGAUGAUGGCGUGCCACGCCUUUAUUCCAUGCGCUUUUGCCCGUACGCCCAACGGGCUCAUCUGGCUCUGAAUGCCAAGAAGUUGCCACAUCACACAAUUUACAUUAAUCUGACGGAGAAGCCCGAGUGGCUAGUGGACUAUAGUCCUCUGCUCAAGGUGCCCGCCUUGCAUUUGGUUGCUGAACGUGAUCAGCCGGCUCUGAUUGAGUCGCUCAUCAUUGUGGAAUACCUGGACGAGAAGUAUCCGGAGAAUCCACUGCUCGCCAAGGAUCCAUUGCAGCGAGCCCAGGACAAGAUCUUGGUAGAGCGCUUCGGAGCAGUGACCAGUAACUUCAUGAAAAUUCUAGUGCACAAUGCCGAACCUGAUGAACUCUGGAGUGCUUUUGAUGUAUUCGAGGAGGAGCUGGGCAAGCGUGGCACGUCCUACUUCUCGGGCAGCAAGCCAGGCUACGUGGACUACAUGAUUUGGCCCUGGUUUGAGCGUCUGCCUGUGCUCCAAUUUGUGCUCGAGGAUCGUUAUAUCUUUGGUGCUGACACGUUGCGCUUCGCCAAGCUCAACGCCUGGGUUAAGCUCAUGCUGAAUGAUGACUUGGUAAAGUCGUUCAUUGUCCAGCCCGAGCAACAUGUGGAGUUCUGGCGAACCCGUAAAGCCGGCAAUGCCAACUACGAUAUGCUUGCUUAAGUUCUAAUUUGUCUCGUUGUUACACACGUUUUGAUCUAUUCAGAUCGGAGUUAUAUUUGGCUAAAUACAAAUAAACAAUGCAAUAUUUUAGACUAAGUCUAAUGUUUGUGGAAUA
This is a messenger RNA of Drosophila hydei, 980 nucleotides long. RefSeq names its product pyrimidodiazepine synthase (gene GstO3). Gene Ontology annotation, biological process: glutathione metabolic process. Lineage: Eukaryota; Metazoa; Arthropoda; Insecta; Diptera; Drosophilidae. The transcript has 2 exons. The coding region runs from base 134 to 865 and encodes 243 amino acids. Gene Ontology annotation, molecular function: glutathione transferase activity; glutathione dehydrogenase (ascorbate) activity. The record is from RefSeq and is a predicted model, not a curated record. Gene Ontology annotation, cellular component: cytoplasm.